Rangifer tarandus platyrhynchus (Svalbard reindeer) is the source of this 213-nucleotide messenger RNA. The record is from the annotation of a GenBank genome assembly. NCBI's taxonomy places the organism in Eukaryota, Metazoa, Chordata, Mammalia, Artiodactyla, Cervidae.
AUGUGGUUCGAGGUUCUCCCCGGGAUCGCUGUCAUGGGCGUGUGCUUGUUCAUCCCGGGAAUGGCCACCGCGCGCAUCCACAGGUUCAGUAACGGGGGCAAGGAAAAAAGGAUUGCCCAUUAUUCCUAUCAGUGGUAUAUGCUGGAAAGAGAUAGGCGUGUCUCUGGAGUAAACCGUUACUAUGUGUCAAAGGGUUUGGAGAACAUUGAUUAA